Molecule: messenger RNA, 2136 nt
Organism: Musa acuminata AAA Group (dessert banana)
Lineage: Eukaryota; Viridiplantae; Streptophyta; Magnoliopsida; Zingiberales; Musaceae
Exons: 4
Coding region: 887-2077 (396 amino acids)
Biological process (GO): RNA processing
Molecular function (GO): RNA methyltransferase activity; RNA binding
Source: RefSeq, a predicted model, not a curated record
UGAAUGCAGUUCUUGCUUGCGUUGGAUUAACGGCUGGUUGUGAAUUGAAUUUUUGGAUCCCCAUUUAUAUGCUUAUCUUCUGGUCUGAGUUCUAAAUGUUUGACCAUCUCUUGAUCUACAAUAAUAGCUUUCUUUUCACCUUCACCACCUUCUGCAAGUAGGAAUCUGUUGAUGCGUCCAAUAAUGUUGCUAAGUGAGCCUCCUGAAACUGUUGCCGCCAUUAUUAUCAUAUAAACAAACAUGAUUCUACACUUGCUGUUCAUUUGGACUGCAGCAAUUUUCUCUCGUGGGAAGGGAACUCACUCUACACCCCCAUAAAUCAUGACCAUAUUAUUCCUCCUCUGCACACUGUCAGUGCUAUGGAGCAUUUGCUUCCCUUGCUUUUGCAGGACAUAAACCAAAAAGAACAAUAGCCUCUGGUAGAAUAAUCGUGUACAUUAUUAAUGAAAGCAUCGUCUUAUUCUCUUUUCUCGCAUGCUCGCCUAAUUGCAUAUGUUAGCAUCUUUACAUAGCAAGAGCGUGGAUUGCGUACCAUGUUUUUAUAUACUAUUUUACCUAGCAAUGAUCAAAAUAUCCUUAAUGUCAUAUUAUCAAAGAUAUAUGAAAAUUUUCCAAGAGCAUUUGGGUGUCUUUCAGAACACUCGUUAUUCUCUCAUGUCUAUUUCAUCGUUAUCAUCUUCUUUCAUGUCAUAAAAAAUAUUUAUAUAAUAUAUAUUUUGCAUAACCUAUAUAUUUUCAAAAAAUAAUUAAACUUGUAGUUCAAUGAGUUGACCCUCUAAUUAAACUGAUGACCAAGUGAUAUGUGACUUGAUUUGAUUGAUGUCGACUUUGAUCCUGAUUACUAUGACAUCUACUUUCUGUUUGCUUAUUCAAAUAAAUUAACUUGAUGAUGGAUAGAGAAGUGGAUAUGGGAACAAGGUCCAUCAAAAUAUGGCGCUUAUAUGGCCCAACCCAAAUUUUGUACUGCUCGUUACUUGUAUCGUGUUUUCUCACCGUAGUAGAAGAAGAAGAAGAAGAAGAAGAACAGAAGAUGGUGGCUGUGAUGGUGAUGCCGGCCGGCUCGCGGCUUCGUGUCCACUCCGGCGCGUCGGCUGUUCCUUCCUCUGCUGGCAGCGGACGAGGAGGUGGGGGAAGAGGAGUACCUGAGAUCGAUGGCGGCGAUCAAGUCUCAUCGUGGUCUUCGUCUCCUUCUCCUCUGUUCCUGCGGUGGCCUGCGAGGAUAACGAGCGCGUCCAACCCAUUCGUCAAGCACUGCGUCAAGCUCCGGCUCAGCUCCUCCUACCGUCGGUCCUGCGGCUCCGCCCUUGUUGUGGGCCGUACCCCCAUCUUGGAGAUAUGCAGGUUUCAGCAAUUGAAAGGGGAUGAUGAGUCUAUGGUGGAUUGCUUGCUUUUGCUAGAUGGCGCAGACACUCUUGGAGGAUUCCAUCAUUUCUCUGCUCCUGUCGUGCAUGUGAGCCCUAUUGUGAUGAAGAAAGUCUCUGGUAUGCAGUCAAUUGAUUCCAUUGAAGCUAUUGCCCUUAUGAGGCUCCCUGGAACUUUCUUAAACCUUGAGGAGAAUGAUGAAAUUUGUCAACGUUGGUUCCCUUCAUCUCACCGGCUAUUGGUGCUUGACGGGAUCCAGGACCCUGGUAACCUUGGCACUCUGAUAAGAUCAGCUAUGGCUUUCAAAUGGGAUGGUGCCUUUCUGCUUCCUAACUGCUGUGAUCCUUUAAAUGAGAAGGCACUUCGAGCAUCUCGUGGAGCUUCCUUUCAGCUCCCUGUGGUUUCUGGUACGUGGUCUCAUCUAAUGACCUUAAAGACUAAGAAUAAGAUGAAGAUGUUGGCAGGUCAUCCAGGGAGUAGCGCUGAUGGAUCCAAUACGACUCGUUCAUUGUCUCAUGAACUUGCAGAGUCAUUGGCAGGUGAGCCUCUUUGCUUGGUAUUAGGUAGUGAGGGACAUGGAUUGUCAAAGCAAACUGUGCAGGCCUGCAAGCUAGUAAGCAUUCCUAUGGCUGGUGGUUUCGAGUCCCUUAAUGUUUCAGUUGCUGGAGGAAUAUUCUUAUUUAUGUUACAACCUGAAACCCGUAGAUACGUAUGAUUGCCAUUACUUAGUUCUCUGCAUUUUCGGUGUCAAUUCAUAUAUAAUCCUUUCUUAUA